UUUCAAAGGACUAUUUUUAUUAUAAGAAGUUCUCUGCUAUCAUAAAUAUGGAAGCAUGAGUUAUGAUGCCUGCGUGACGGAAUAUUGAUGCUUGGUCUGAUAAUGGAUUUUACUCUUCGUGCUCUAUUUUUCCGCCGUGGGACCAAAUCGUAUUGAAAUAGAAGAUUUUUUUUAUCUACCGCCGAGUACCUACUAAUUGAAUUCACCAUGUUCAUUCUUACUACCCUCUCUGAUCUGAUCCAGAUCUCCCCAGAAGACUUCUCGAAGUAUAGUUCUAUCGCUAUUGAGGACAAUAUCAAUGAGAAGUAUGCAAAUAAAGUUAUUCAGAAAGUUGGCCUGUGCAUUGGAUUCUACGACUUGUUAGAGUCCUCAGACGGCCUCAUCGGCCAUGGCACUGGUUUAGUCAACGUGAACGUCAAGUUCCGCCUCAUUGUGUUCCGUCCAUUCAAAGGAGAGAUUAUGUUGGGCAAGAUCUCCAGCGCUACUGAACAUGGUAUAAAGAUUGGAGUAGAGUUUUUCAACGAUAUCCUCGUACCUCCAAAUCUUCUCUUGGACGGUGCCAGAUUUGACUAUGCCGAUCAAGUUUGGAUCUGGGAAAACGAGGACGGCUCCACAUUCUACUUUGAUAUCGGAGAAGUUGUCCGAUUCCGCGUUGAGAUAGAGGAGUGGCAUGACCAAAUACCAAACGCCCCAGAUCUAGGAGAUGCCGCCGCUAUCGAACGGAAGCCACCAUAUUCCAUUAUAGGAUCAAUGCAAAUGGCUGGUCUGGGACCUGUAUCGUGGUGGUAAUGUUUCGGAUGGGUCAUGUGCAUGCUUCUUGACGUGAAUAAGCAGGAAUAACUUCUUGGCUCCCUUACUUCCCGUGCUUAUGUGAUGAGAUACCUUGCUGAUGGAAUGGCUGGACUAUGUAUAUUUCCAUGGUUACACGAAUAACGAAAUAAUCUUGACAUAGAGAUUUUAGUGAUUGCUCACAAAUCAGCCAAAUGACGACAUUUGGCCGGAAAUGGGAGAGUGUUGAGGCAACAUCGAGAAAAUUCUUGAGUAUGGAAGAAUAAAAGAUCUGACCAUGUAGGAUGAUUUCCCCGCCAAAUAGAUCGUCAUAAUCAAUUAAACCUUGUAGCUAAUUGUAUGCAGAGUACAGUCUCCGUACAUUAAGGCUACGAUCAUUAUCAAUCGAAUUCGGCUAGUGGCGGAGAUAAAGAAAAUUGCAUUGACACCGCCACGGAGGGGACAAUCAACGGUUCACGGUGGAGUUGCACUCGGCGCUAUGCCGGAAAUCCUCACGGGGCCCGAUCAGUCCCUGCCCUAUCGUUCUUCAGCAUGCUUGAUGUGCAACGUAAAAAAAACCCAUGUCCAAGAAACAGAAAUUUUUUCCCUCGGGUUUCAGGAGGGAAGGGGGGUAAAC
Messenger RNA from Aspergillus pseudotamarii, 1405 nucleotides. Its product is annotated as DNA-directed RNA polymerase III subunit RPC25. The transcript has 7 exons. Gene Ontology annotation, cellular component: RNA polymerase III complex. The record is from RefSeq and is a predicted model, not a curated record. NCBI's taxonomy places the organism in Eukaryota, Fungi, Ascomycota, Eurotiomycetes, Eurotiales, Aspergillaceae. Bases 208 to 789 code for a protein of 193 amino acids. Gene Ontology annotation, biological process: DNA-templated transcription; transcription initiation at RNA polymerase III promoter.